Molecule: messenger RNA, 750 nt
Organism: Ilex paraguariensis (yerba mate)
Lineage: Eukaryota; Viridiplantae; Streptophyta; Magnoliopsida; Aquifoliales; Aquifoliaceae
Source: the annotation of a GenBank genome assembly
AUGCCCAGCACCAAGCCAACAGCAAUCAGGUUCUAUGGGAGUUCUGACGUGACAGUGACUGGCAUAACAAUUCAAAACAGUCCUCAGACUCAUCUCAAGUUCGACGACUGCACAGCUGUUCAGGUUUUUGGCAUGACAGUUUCAUCCCCAAGUGACAGUCCUAACACCGAUGGAAUCCACCUUCAGAACUCCCAAGAUGUGGUAAUCCACAACACUAAUGUUGCUUGCGGAGAUGAUUGUGUCUCCAUACAAACUGGGUGCUCUGGCAUAUUUAUUCACAACAUGAAUUGUGGACCUGGGCAUGGGAUCAGCAUUGGAGGGCUAGGAAGGGGAAACACCAGGGCCUGCGUCUCAAACGUCACCAUCCGAGACACCACAAUGCACAAUACAUUGACUGGUGUAAGAAUAAAGACAUGGCAGGGUGGCUCAGGGUUAGUGCAAGGAGUCAUGUUCUCCAACAUUCAAGUUUCAGAAGUUGAAAUCCCUAUCAUGAUUGAUCAGUUCUACUGUGAUGGGAGCAAAUGCCAGAACAAGACUUCAGCUGUGGCUGUGUCGGGCAUAUCCUAUCAAAAUAUAAGAGGAACCUAUACACUGAAACCUGUUCACUUUGCAUGCAGCGACAGCUUGCCAUGCACAGGUGUAACAUUAAACACCAUAAAUCUAACACCAAUACAGGAAAAGAACCACUUGUAUGAACCCUUUUGCUGGCAGACUUAUGGAGAAUUGCAAAAACCACCACACCUCCAAUAA